Molecule: messenger RNA, 388 nt
Organism: Penaeus monodon (black tiger shrimp)
Lineage: Eukaryota; Metazoa; Arthropoda; Malacostraca; Decapoda; Penaeidae
Product: cuticle protein 19-like
Exons: 4
Coding region: 1-348 (115 amino acids)
Cellular component (GO): extracellular matrix
Source: RefSeq, a predicted model, not a curated record
AUGAUUUACCAAGUUUGCGUCCUUCUGGUUGUGCUGGCGGUCUCACAGGCCAACCCCGACAACUAUGGACCAAUAUAUGCUUCUGUACCAAUUCCGUACGGCUUCAACUAUGCUGUGAACGACGCUUACAAAGGAACCAACUUCGGCCAGAAUGAGAAGUCCGACGGGAACAGCGUGUGGGGAUCCUACACCGUCGCCCUCCCCGACGGCCGCAAACAAACAGUCGACUACACCGCUGACCACGGCAGGGGAUUCGUGGCUAAGGUCAGCUACUCGGGCAAGGCUCAGCACCCCAAAGUUUCCGGUCCUGCCGUCGUCUUCCCUCAGAACGGAGGCGGAUACCACUAAAUAACAAUCAAUUUAAGUGUUGUGUGCGAUUGUAUUACAU